AGAACAUGGAUCUACACUGUCUUAAUCAAAAAAACAGACUUCCUUCCUCUCAUCAACCAUGGAUAUAAUAACUGGGGACCGGAGGACUUAUCAGAGGUCAGCUUCAGGAAUAACUGUUCUGGCACACUUGUUGGGGUUGACAGCCCUCGUCCUCAUGCUUAUUUGGCUGUUGCAUUACCGCGAAGGUCUUGACUUGGAUUCAGAAAAUCCGGCUCGUGUAUUCAAUGUUCAUCCAUUUCUCAUGUACUUCGGGUUCAUCUUUUUUGCUGCAGAAGCAAUGAUGGCGUACAAGACUGUAGCAGCGGCGCACACAGUGAAGAAAUUCGUCCACAUGUUCUUUAACCUGGCCUCACUAGUACUGGGGAUCGUUGGUAUUCAUGCUGCAUUCAAGUAUCAUGAUAAGCUUAACUUAGAGGACAUGACUAGCUUGCAUUCAUGGAUUGGCAUGGCUGCUCUAUGCUUAUUCAUAUUGCAGUGGUUAUUCGGAUUCAGUCUGUUUCUGUUUCCACAAGCAUCAACAGAAUAUACAAGAGCACGAGCACUCCCGUGGCACAUAAACGGAGGUAGAGCUCUCUUAUACAUGGCCAUAUGUGCAGCUGAAACAGGGUUGAUGCAGAAAUCCACAUUCUUGCAGCUUAACAGUGGCAGAGAAUCUCACUUGGUCAACAUCCUUGGAGUAGUGAUUCUUCUGUUUGGCAUCACAGUUGAUAUAUCCGUCGCUCUAGCACGCUAUAUCUGAGUUGCCUGUUUUCUGGUUUUACACAACCUUACACCCGAGUAUAAGUAACUUGAUUUUAAUUUGUAAUGCUGACCACAAGACUGCAUUUUCUUUAUAUGAAGCUUGUACUCUACUAUUGUGUUUGAUUUUUC
Messenger RNA from Daucus carota subsp. sativus, 870 nucleotides. RefSeq names its product probable transmembrane ascorbate ferrireductase 3. Lineage: Eukaryota; Viridiplantae; Streptophyta; Magnoliopsida; Apiales; Apiaceae. The record is from RefSeq and is a predicted model, not a curated record. The transcript is spliced from 4 exons. Gene Ontology annotation, molecular function: oxidoreductase activity. Bases 59 to 739 code for a protein of 226 amino acids.